This is a messenger RNA of Cyprinus carpio (common carp), 1310 nucleotides long. RefSeq names its product microtubule-associated protein RP/EB family member 1. Gene Ontology annotation, cellular component: spindle midzone; cytoplasmic microtubule; microtubule organizing center. Gene Ontology annotation, biological process: protein localization to microtubule plus-end; spindle assembly; regulation of microtubule polymerization or depolymerization. The record is from RefSeq and is a predicted model, not a curated record. NCBI's taxonomy places the organism in Eukaryota, Metazoa, Chordata, Actinopteri, Cypriniformes, Cyprinidae. Gene Ontology annotation, molecular function: microtubule plus-end binding.
AUGCUGACUUUUAUUUUGAAAUAUAUGAUUAGUUAGUAAGCGUCUGCUGUGGUGUCGGGCUUACAGGCCUUUCCUCAGCGCGCUGCAGAAGCGGCACUUUACGAACGACACGCCGGUGAAAGCGCAGCCCGGUUCACUCACAUCCAGAACCAAAUCCUCUCUGUCCAGAAGCUUCAGCGGAAAAGUGUCGCCAUCAGCUUCAAAUCAUCGGUUUUGUCCCAGCCAUGGCUGUGAACGUGUACUCGACUUCAGUGACAAGUGAAAACCUCAGCCGCCAUGACAUGCUCACAUGGAUAAACGAGUCCUUACAGAUGAGCCAUGCCAAGAUCGAGCAACUGUGCUCAGGUGCUGCUUACUGUCAGUUCAUGGACAUGCUGUUCCCAUCAUGCAUUCCAUUGAAGAAAGUCAAGUUCCAGGCCAAACUUGAGCACGAAUACAUCCAUAACUUCAAACUCCUUCAAGCCAGCUUCAAAAAGAUGGGAGUUAGCAAAAUUAUUCCUGUCGACAAGCUUGUGAAGGGCAAGUUCCAGGAUAACUUUGAGUUUGUGCAAUGGUUUAAGAAGUUCUUCGAUGCAAAUUAUGAUGGGAAAGAAUAUGAUCCGGCGGCAGCUCGACAGGGACAGGAUAUGCCCACCAGUCAGAGUCCAGCAGCAGCUACAGCCAGCAAACCAAAGAAACCCAGCUCAGACACAGGCAUCACACCUGCAGUCAAGCCAAUGGCCCCUGUUGCUCCACAGCGUUCAGCCACAGCACCUAAAUCUGCACCAAAAACAGCUCCAGCUGCAACGCGAGGCACAGGAACAGGCGGCGGUGAUGAAGAGAAGGGAGCACUCACUCAGAUGAUAAAUGACCUGAAGGCCACUAUUGCUGACAUGGAAAAGGAAAGGGAUUUCUACUUUGGCAAACUUAGAAACAUCGAGCUCAUCUGCCAAGAGAAAGAGGGUGAGGGUGAUCCUACACUGCAAAGGAUUGUGGAUAUCCUGUAUGCCACAGAUGAAGGUUUUGUAAUUCCAGAAGAUGAGGUGGGAGAACCAGAGGAGUUUUGACCAAUCCAGGGGUGACGGUUUAAAAAAAAAAAAAAAAAUGACCCUGCUGGACACACAAAUGUACAUACUGGCUGAUUCCUGCUGUUGUGCUGCACUUGCCUUUGGUCCAUCAUUUUGGACUUUGACUUUUGAAUGUCUUUUUAUUCAGGGACGUUCUAUACCUUGAAUUUUCAGCUUUUUUAUUGACCAUCAAAAACAAAAUUAUUUUUGUGAAUGAAAAAUAAAGUACUUAUCAAAGGCUGUUUGUAUAAAGCAGUCCACUGA